Xyrauchen texanus (razorback sucker) is the source of this 2200-nucleotide messenger RNA. Its product is annotated as probable tRNA methyltransferase 9B. Lineage: Eukaryota; Metazoa; Chordata; Actinopteri; Cypriniformes; Catostomidae. Gene Ontology annotation, cellular component: cytoplasm; nucleus. Gene Ontology annotation, molecular function: tRNA binding; S-adenosylmethionine-dependent methyltransferase activity. The transcript has 4 exons. Gene Ontology annotation, biological process: tRNA wobble uridine modification. The record is from RefSeq and is a predicted model, not a curated record. The coding region runs from base 192 to 1472 and encodes 426 amino acids.
CUGAGCCGGUCGGUUGCACACAGUCAGUGAGGCGGUGGCGUGGAUUCAUCGCUGUCUUUUGCUCGGAUGUCGAGAUUUAAAGAAAUGGUCUCUUGUCUCUCUCCGGAUUGAAUGCUUCAGUGACUACAAUCUUGAGAGGAGAAGUCUGGCUAAGUGGUAAAGAUGCUCUGUGAAGUUUAAUUGAGUGCAGCAUGGACGAGGCUGCCAGCCAGCUGGAGAGAGACCAUGUUCACAACGUCUACGAGAGGAUCGCACCGUACUUCAACGACAGCCGUUACAAGGCUUGGCCCAAGGUCAAGCAGUUCUUGUUGGAGAAGGAGCCUGGCAGCAUUGUGGCUGAUGUAGGAUGUGGCAAUGGCAAAUAUCUGCACAUCAAUGAGAGUAUCUUCAAACUGGGCUGUGACGUGUGUCGCCCAUUGGUGGACUCUGCGUGGAGUCAGGGUCACGAGGUGCAACUUUGUGAUGGCCUGCGUUUACCCUACAGAGACGGCUGUUUUGACGCAGUACUCUCCAUUGCAGUAAUCCACCAUAUGUCCACCAAAGAACGGCGUAUCCGAGCAAUAAAGGAGAUGGCACGCACACUGCGCGUAGGCGGGCGAAUCAUGAUUUAUGUUUGGGCCAUGGAGCAGAAGAGGCGCAAGUUUGAGAAGCAAGACGUCUUCGUUCCCUGGAACCCCAGUCCCCCUCCUUCUCCUGCCAUGAGAGGGUCGGGUCGAAACAGACUGCGAGGUAACAGAUACAAAAGCGUCAAUGAAGACCCUGAUUCCAGCGACAAACACAGGAAGGUGAAAAGCACAUCCUCCAUGGUGGACGAGGGCGACCUGACCAGCCCCUGCCAGCAGAAGCAACAGAGGCUUUGGUUCUUCUCCAGAUCUCUGGAUUCCGUGCUGGACUUUGGCAGCCUGACCGUGUCCUGUUCGUCUUCCAGCACUUUACAAACCUCUGUCGAUGAGGCGGCGGAGAGAAAAAGCCGGCGAACCUGUACCAGGGGUCUCAUCAGACAGGUUUCUAACCUCUUUUCAUCUUCCGCCAGAACAAGUCUAGAAGAGGACGUCUUCAUCUCCGAUCCCCAUGAACAAGUCCAUAAAAUUGACAACAGCAGUGCUAGUAAUGGGGAUAAGGUUGUGGAGCUUGUCCAUGAUUGUUCCUCAAUACCACUGCCUGAUUUGGUGUCCUACCAACGGGAGCAUUCCAAUAAUGAAGGACAUGGGGAGGUAGAGAGUAUAUCAAGCAGACAAGAGCUCUUGCAGAGACAGGAAAGUAUAGGAUCUCUUCAAGAAAGUGGAGGGAUGAAAGAAUGGAGCAGCGAGCAGCUGAAGGACUCUUGUCUGAGGUACUACCAUGUAUUCAGGGAAGGAGAAUUGACGCAGUUGAUUGAAAACCACGUAGAAGAGCUCCACGUUCUGCACACCUACUUGGAUCACGCCAACUGGUGUGUAGUAGCCGAGAAGAUCCAUGUCUGGACGUUUUAAGUCUCAUUUUAUGUCCAUUUUAAUUCAUUAUAUUGGUUUGGAAGUCUUUAAACAUUUUAGUUUGAGAUUUUAAGUAUUUGGAUAAGAUUGAAUGUAUUUAGUAUCAAUGGCAAUAACAAGCGAGGUAUUGAAGCUCUGACUUGAUCGCCAGUAUUAGUCUUAUAUAUCCAUACUAAAGCUAUUAGUCGUACUAUAUUUCUAUGCUAAAUUUAGUUUUAAAAUGUGUCCCUUUAUGCUAAACAUUCUCUGUGAUGUCUUAAAUUUUGUUUGGAAUUACAAAUAAUCUUAACUUGCACUGAGUUUAAUGGUGUCACUGUUAAAUGUCUUAAGCAAUGCCUGCCUGAAACCGAAGCAUAGCACAUUAUUCUGAACCAAACAUUGUGAGCACAUAACUAGUUUUCCUAUUGAAUGCUCUGUUCAGGUGUUUAGUUGUUGUGUUGUGUGGUUAGUGUUAUCCUAACCUAUAAGCUAUAAACCGUUGUGUAUUGCAGAAGCUUUUUAACCAACUUUUAACUGCUUGUAGUCAUUUGCACAUGAAUACCCACCUUGAAAACGUGUAAUAUUUAAACAUUCUAGUGCUGGUAUUGUUUCAGAUUGUGUAUGUUUGUAUAUUGGUGUUACUUGAUCGUGUCAAUAUGUCACAAGGGUCUUUUAAUUUUCCUUUAAACUUGAACCAAAUAUUUUUUCUGUGUGCACGUUUUGAUUGUUAAAUAAAACAUUUUGUUUUU